This is a messenger RNA of Serpula lacrymans var. lacrymans S7.9, 1149 nucleotides long. RefSeq lists its product as uncharacterized. The record is from RefSeq and is a predicted model, not a curated record. Bases 1 to 1149 code for a protein of 382 amino acids. NCBI's taxonomy places the organism in Eukaryota, Fungi, Basidiomycota, Agaricomycetes, Boletales, Serpulaceae. The transcript is spliced from 2 exons.
AUGAAGGAUCUUCCUGUCGAACUUUUGGACGCCAUCGCUGAAAACACAACCUCAGUGGCAGACCUCCUGUCCCUUCGCGGCAUAAAUGUCACAUGCCAUGAGCUGGUUACACCCAAAGUCUUUCGCAAACUCCACAUUAGAAACAGUUUGAAAAGCGUACAGAACUGCCAGGACAUUCUUGCAUCUUUGGAAAUUGCACCUUUUGUUCGAGAGGUUGUAUAUGAUUAUCGAGAUGGCAGCUGCAAUUGUCUACCAUUGUCACCCCGUUCAACAGAUGAUUCACUGGAUACGUUUCAGAUCAUAGCCGAGCUGGAGGAAAGCUUGACAGAAUUCUUUUGCCAAUUGUCUCGAUUUAUCAAUCUUGACGCCGUAACGCUCAACUUUUGGCCCGCCUUCAUCACUCCAUCAGGACUUGAGGUCCGGGAACAUCCUUUUUGGUUCACAAACCGUCAAUUGGCAGUCCUCCAUGCAAUCUACUACUCCAUGAAGACGUCUCCCAUAAAGUCGUUAACACUGAACAACAUAGUUUUGAUGUCGCCCAAAUGCUAUAAUUUUCCAUCACCUCUGGUCGAAACAUCAUUCUCGCACCUUUCAAUUUCUGUUGCUGCCAACAAUGAACUGGGAGAGUGGUCUGGGUCGAAGAGCUUAAAUAGCUCCCUCAGCCCGUUGCUACCCCCUUCAAAUCCCCAUCUCACAUCUCUAGUUUUUCGCAGCCCUCGGGGACUCUAUUUUAGCCCCACUUUGCGCCUUGCAUCCCAUUACCCAGCUCUACAGUCACUCGUGCUCGAAAAUAUUGUUUUUGAUCACAACUCCCCAUCCGAGAACAUCGAAGAAUUCAUAAUCCGCCACAAAGAUUCACUCGUAAGACUCGAACUACGUUCUUGUUCCUGCUACAUCAUCAAUGACUCCGGAACGAAGGGGGGAAGAUCGUGGUCCGGUAUUUGGGAGCGCCUGAAACAGGAGCUUACUGGGCUUCGGGAGAUCGUUGUUGACAGAGGUAGCCAAGGCUACACCCACCUUGACCCGGUUUUGGGCCAUGUUCCUCACAAGUCUUUCAAUCAUGCGCGAGCCGAACAAGAUGAGGAAAAGUUUCAAAAUUUUGCAUCUGCAGUGCGGACCCGCUCUAAUAUUUCUGUUACUUGCCAUUGA